GAUACCAGUCCUGCAGGGAAGCCGUGGCUGCGUUCUACACCUGCCCGGAGGCACCGCUGGAGGCCCAGGAGCACUUUCCAUGGCUGAGCUUUCUGCUGACCCCUGUGCUCUUUGCAGGAUGUCAUCUCAGCCAGGCCAUAGAGCUUGCCUUGGCAGUGUUGGCCAACCCAGGCCAGAACAUCCUGGUGCCACGGCCUGGCUUCUCGCUCUACAAGACUUUGGCGUUGUCUAUGGGGAUUGAGGUCAAACUCUACAACCUCUUGCCAGAGAAGGCUUGGGAAAUUGAUCUGAAGCACUUGGAGUCUCUGGUGGAUGAGAAGACAGCUUGCCUCAUUGUGAACAACCCGUCGAACCCCUGUGGCUCUGUUUUCAGCAAGAGACACCUCCAGAAGAUCCUGGCAGUGGCAUCAAGACAGUGCGUGCCCAUCCUUGCUGAUGAGAUCUAUGGAGACAUGGUGUUUGCUGACUGCAAAUUCGAACCCAUUGCAACCCUAAGCACCAAUGUGCCAAUCUUGUCCUGUGGCGGCUUGGCAAAGCGGUGGCUCGUCCCUGGCUGGCGCAUGGGCUGGAUCCUAAUUCACGACAGGAGAGACAUCUUUGGUAAUGAGAUCAGAGAUGGCCUUGUAAGACUGAGUCAAAGGAUCCUAGGACCCUGUACACUUGUCCAAGGAGCACUGGAACGUAUCUUGCACCGAACACCCCCUGAGUUCUACCACAACACCCUCAGCAUCCUCAAGUCCAAUGCUGACCUUUGUUAUGCUGCCUUAUCUGCUAUUCCUGGCCUCCAGCCUGUCCGGCCCGCUGGAGCCAUGUACAUCAUGGUUGAGAUUGAGAUGGAGCACUUCCCUGAAUUUGAAAAUGAUGUGGAGUUCACGGAGCGCCUCAUCUCAGAGCAGUCUGUGUUCUGCUUGCCAGCCUCGUGCUUUGAGUACCCAAACUUCUUCCGUGUGGUGAUCACCGUGCCCGAGGAGAUGAUCUUGGAGGCCUGCAGUCGCAUUCAGGAGUUCUGUGAGAUGCACUACCAGGGUGCGGAGGGGGCCCAGGAUCUGGAGUGUGACAAAUAG
Molecule: messenger RNA, 1064 nt
Organism: Nestor notabilis (Kea)
Lineage: Eukaryota; Metazoa; Chordata; Aves; Psittaciformes; Psittacidae
Gene: TAT
Product: tyrosine aminotransferase
Exons: 9
Biological process (GO): biosynthetic process; aromatic amino acid metabolic process
Molecular function (GO): L-tyrosine:2-oxoglutarate transaminase activity; pyridoxal phosphate binding
Source: RefSeq, a predicted model, not a curated record